This is a messenger RNA of Pollicipes pollicipes, 2895 nucleotides long. Its product is annotated as nucleoside diphosphate-linked moiety X motif 17. Gene Ontology annotation, cellular component: peroxisome; cytosol. Lineage: Eukaryota; Metazoa; Arthropoda; Thecostraca; Pollicipedomorpha; Pollicipedidae. The record is from RefSeq and is a predicted model, not a curated record. The transcript has 8 exons. Gene Ontology annotation, biological process: NAD+ catabolic process; NADP+ catabolic process. Gene Ontology annotation, molecular function: NADH pyrophosphatase activity. Bases 874 to 1815 code for a protein of 313 amino acids.
AGGGUGUUUUUCAACUACCAUUUUACUGUUGCUUAGUAUUGAUGAUCUAAACAGAAGUUAUGAGUAGACAAAAGCUAAUUAAGAUGAUUUGAUGUCUAAAAAGUUACGAACAGCUACGGCGCGAGCCAGAAACUCUUGAAAUUGUCCCGCAUAUCAUCUGGCAUUUCCCCAUCAUUCACAAAGGUGAUGCAAUGUUGUAUUUACAGCAUGUGUUUAGGGAAAAAUUUGUAUUGAAUCAAAGAAAAACCAGUGGGGUGCAUUUAAGUGAAAUAAGUUUCAUUCCUGGGUGUGUGUUUAGUGUACAUCAGUAUUUUUUUUUGUUAAAGUUCUUCCACUCAUUUGCAGUUAUUCUCUGAUAAUUAUUGAUGUUAUAUUCUGUAUAAGUUUCAUGCUUCAUGGGUAAUAGAUCCCUAAGGUGUUUCUGGAAUAAUUUGUGAGCACAUGUUCCAUACUUAGGAUACUCAAGUUUACAUCUUUUAUAUCUGUUGUGACACAUUUGAAACACCAGACUGUGAUGUUUCAAAUGUAUGGUCUGAUUUGUGAAGUCUUUGAAGUGAAAUUGUGCUCAAAAGUGAUAAUUAACAGUCUUUGUUAUCAGGAAAUGCACCCACAGCAGGUUUUUUGGUCUGUACUUUUUGUCUACAUAAACUGUGUGUUGCUAAUGCAUUAGUGGCUUUUGAAGGCCAGAUCAUUCAAGAUCAAGCUGGCCAAGCCCAUUUUUUGUGGACAGGUUUGGUACUUGAAAGGGACACUAGCUAUGACUGGUGUAGGGGAGCAGCACCCCUUCAGGUAGCAGCUCUGGUAGCAGGUAGAAGGAGGAAGCUGUUCACUUGAGGGCCUAGCGAGUCUGCCACUGCCUUCAAGAUACCUACCAUGAAUUACAGCUACAGAGCAAUAUUGGUGCACCUGUUCCAGCAAAAUACAACUUCUUUGGCUGCCUUUGGUGACUGCCUGCUAGACAUAUUUGGAUACAAAGAUAUAAAUGGAUUGGUUGCAAUCAAACAAGAUAUUGAGAAUGAUGCACUUCUUAUCAGGAAGGCUCACUCAGAUGCUGGCAUAGAACUGAAAAAGGAUGGCUGGACAGCUUCUAUUCUUCAACACAACACAUGCUGUCCUGUGCUGUACAUGACGCCGCGCGUGCGCAGCUCGCUGCCGCCGGAUGUGGCCGGCCGCGGCGUCAACGUCGGCAUCUGCGUGAUAGUCGAGAGCGCCGACCAAGCCGUGCUGCUGUCGUGCCGCGCUGCGCACAUGCGCACGUUCGCCGGCGCCUGGGUCCCGCCCGGCGGGCACAUCGAGGCGGGCGAGACGAUCACGGCCGCUGGCCUGCGCGAGCUGUUCGAAGAGACGGGCCUGGACCUGCGCAACUCUCACCUGGUCGUGGACACUCUCGGCCUCUGGGAGUCGGUGUACCCGCACCUGCUGAGCGCCGGUGACCCGCGCCGCCACCACCUCGUCGUCUAUCUGCACGUGGUGGUGCCCCAGCCGGCCGCCCAAAUUCUCACACGUCUCAAGCUGGAUUCGGAGGAGGUGCAGGCCGCCAUGUUCUUGACCAAGGAGUUCGUUUCAAACGUCGUCUCCAGCGACUCGACGCUGCAGCAGGGUCCACCCGAGUCGUAUGAAGUACUGGUGGUGGACGAAGAGCAAGAGUCGGGUCAGAGCCUUAUGACGAUCGACGCCACGUCUGUGUAUCAGCGCGCCACCGUCUGCCGUCGCGACGUGGCGUUCAAGUCGGAGCGCGUCACUUUCGGCACCCACUUCGCGCUCGAGCGCUGGCUGGACAAGGCGCGCCGGCGCGCCGGCCUCUCCCAAUUGUGACGCCCAGCACUGUGACGUCACACCAGCCGUGGGGGUGGCCGCGGUUGUCCCGCCGUGGGGUCGCUCACUUCCGCGUGGGUGCCGCGCAUGUCGUUCACUGGGCGUCACCUGUUGUUAUCGUUUAUGGUUAUCCGUCAUGGCUCGUGGCUGGUUAGCCAUUGUGGGCAUCACAGGCAUCUGCCACUAGUGGUAUUGUGCAUCAUGUGUGGCGUGUUACCAACUGUAGGUGUCAUCUAUGGCUGUUCACCUCGUGCUCUGAACAUGCCGGUGAUUUUUGUCUUUGACAACACCGUUUGAACUCCGUCUUUUAUAUCAUUAGAUGACGCAGCGUUUUGGAUGGAAAUGAUCCAUUUCUGAAGGUCGUUGUGGAUCGAUCGGUUUCGCCAAUGUACAACCAUUUAUCGGGCCUGCUUAUCAUUGUGCAUCAUAUGGAUAAUUCAUUGAAUCAUGCUGUGAGUAUCCUUAAUGGUGGAUGUGGUGAUCGACCAUAUUAUGGUGCACUGGUUAUUGUGUAUUAAAAGCGGCAUACGUUGUCGUAUUAUAUGGGUUGAACAUCACCCCAUCAGACCGUAACGUGAGCAUUUACGGCCUGCCGCUAUCUCAUGCGUAUAACAUAUUCCAAUUUUAAAUGUGCCCUCUGCCAGUAAUGUCAAUCUCACCUUCUCCCAUGUUUUGGGGUUUGUGCAUAGGCCACUUUUGUCGCACAGAGGCCACUCUUAUCGAUCAUUAGUCUAUGACACUGGCGUUCAGUACAAGCACCUCACCAUGGUGGUUUGUGGUGGUGCCGUGGGUAUGCCUCCUGCACUGUCGUGGUUGAGUGCCUUUGUCAGCUGCCUGGCUCCCCACCUACUUAGGCGUGCGUCGGCUCGCACCAGGGAUCAUACGAGGGGAGCACGCCAACCUGGACAUGUAUUGCGGCUAAUUUAGACGGGCGUGCGUGCCCCACCCGUGUGGUCGUGUUUGUUGAAGUACUGUUCAGUUUGUCUGGUAGCCUGGGUUAGCACGCUGAAUAUGCAGUUCGUGGGCUGCGCCCAGCUGUUUGAAUUUUCAGGUAAUACAUUGGCUGUGAUGCCAACCACA